UAUUGCUUGUGGAGUGUGUAAAUUCAAUUGCUUCAUCAAAAUUGUUGAUAUAUUAUCUUGAAAAUUGUUAAUAUAGACGAGUUGAUAUUUCGAACAUUGACUUUAAUAAAGUAUCCAUAUUUCAAAUAUAUUAUUUGUAUAAUAAAAGAAUGGCUCUUCGUGCUCAGUUCGAAAACAAUGACGAUAUAGGUGUGUUUAGCAAACUAACGAAUUCAUACUGUCUGGUUGCGAUUGGAGGAUCAGAAGCUUUCUACAGCACAUUUGAAUCGGAACUUUCAGAAACCAUUCCGGUGGUACAUGCCAGCAUUGCAGGUUGUCGCAUCAUUGGUCGACUGACGGUUGCUAACAAAAAUGGGCUGAUCGUUCCCGGAAGUACCACAGACGUAGAACUGCAGCAUCUGAGAAAUUCUUUACCAGAUUCGGUUAAAAUUCAACGCGUUGAAGAACGAUUAUCCGCCUUAGGAAAUGUGAUUGCUUGCAAUGAUUACGUCGCACUGGUACAUCCUGACAUCGACAGAGAAACGGAAGAGAUCAUAGGAGAUGUGCUCGGUGUAGAAGUUUACCGACAAACCAUAGCGAACAACGUGCUGGUGGGAGCGUACUCAGUCCUUAGCAAUCAAGGUGGCCUGAUCCAUGCAAAGACACCUACCUCAGAACUGGAUGAACUAGCUUCGUUGUUACAAAUUCCAUUGGUGGCUGGUACUGUAAAUCGAGGGUCAGAAGUUCUAGCUGCCGGUGUGGUAGUGAAUGACUGGUGUGCCUUCUGCGGAAUGAGUACAACUUCAACGGAACUCUCGGUGGUGGAAAGUGUUUUCAAAUUGAACGAAGCUCAACCGGCAGGAGUGACGAACAAUCUGCGGGCGUCCUUGAUAGAGGCAAUGGCAUGAAUUUUUCCAGUGUAAAAGUUUUCGACAUGAUUGUUUAAAUUUAUGUAUUAAAUUCAAUAAAAAGUGAAUAUUGCAAAUCUAACAAAUAUAAAACUAAAGUAACUGACAGUGGUAACUUACAAAAUAUACCGAAGCCACGUUAAGCAAAA
Molecule: messenger RNA, 1036 nt
Organism: Malaya genurostris
Lineage: Eukaryota; Metazoa; Arthropoda; Insecta; Diptera; Culicidae
Gene: eIF6
Product: eukaryotic translation initiation factor 6
Exons: 4
Coding region: 150-887 (245 amino acids)
Biological process (GO): ribosomal subunit export from nucleus; cytosolic ribosome assembly; maturation of LSU-rRNA
Cellular component (GO): cytosol; preribosome, large subunit precursor; nucleolus
Molecular function (GO): ribosomal large subunit binding
Source: RefSeq, a predicted model, not a curated record